Closterium sp. Naga37s-1 is the source of this 169-nucleotide messenger RNA. The record is from the annotation of a GenBank genome assembly. NCBI's taxonomy places the organism in Eukaryota, Viridiplantae, Streptophyta, Zygnematophyceae, Desmidiales, Closteriaceae.
GCCACGAAAACGUGUGCGUCUGUCUGUCUACGGAGAAACGCCUGGCUUCCAACUUGCACCGCGCUGCUGCCAUCUGGUUCACCUGGCACUUGAUAAGCAUGGGCCAUGUGCUGCCCCGCACCGCUGCCUCUCUCCUCCUCUGUGUUCCCUGCCUGCCUCACUCUUUCAU